Molecule: messenger RNA, 2343 nt
Organism: Gossypium arboreum
Lineage: Eukaryota; Viridiplantae; Streptophyta; Magnoliopsida; Malvales; Malvaceae
Product: TOM1-like protein 9
Exons: 10
Coding region: 311-2254 (647 amino acids)
Biological process (GO): protein transport to vacuole involved in ubiquitin-dependent protein catabolic process via the multivesicular body sorting pathway
Molecular function (GO): phosphatidylinositol binding; ubiquitin binding
Source: RefSeq, a predicted model, not a curated record
UUUGAUUCGCCUUCCCUUUUAUUUACUUCACCUCUCAAAUAAUUUUAAUUUUUUUCUCUAAAUGGGAAAAACGAAAAAAAGAAAAUUCGAUUUAUACGAGAUAGAGACAGAAUUGGUGGGAGAAGCGAGGGAACAGAGAGGAACUGCCGAUUCCUCGCUGUUUGAUUUUAUUUUUAUAAAUAUUGAAUUUUCUGGUGGCGUCUCCGGUAUCGCAGUUCGUCGCGAUCUCUCCAAACGGUGGCCGGAAUAGGAUUGAUUUUUUCUUCUCUUUUUUUUAGGCGGGAAUUGCUUUUCUUUUUUCUGAACGAAGAUGGUGAGCUCUAUAGUGGACAAAGCAACCAGCAGCAUGCUGAUCGGGCCUGAUUGGGCUAGGAAUCUUGAGAUCUGCGACAUGCUAUGUCGCGACCCUGUGCAAGCGAAAGAUGUUAUGAAAGGCAUAAAAAAGCGGCUUGGAAAUAAAAAUCCUAAAGUUCAACUUCUUACACUAACUCUACUAGAGACUAUUGUAAAAAACUGUGGGGACAUUGUCCAUAUGCAUGUUGCAGAGAGAGAUGUUCUCAGUGAUAUGAUUAAAAUGGUCAGGAAAAAGCCUGAUUUUCAUGUCAAAGAAAAGAUAUUGGCUCUGAUUGACACUUGGCAAGAGGCUUAUGGUGCAAAUUCAAGAUAUCCACAAUAUCAUGUUGCAUACCAAGAGUUAUUGCGUGCUGGGGCAGUAUUCCCUGAGAAGAAUGAGAGCUCUGCUCCUGUAUUUACUCCUCAAACACAACCUUUGUCUUAUCCCCAAAGUAUUCGUAAUCCUGAUAGGCAAGAGAGAGUAGAGAGAGUUGAGUCUUCUGCAGAGCCCGAUUUCCCAACCCUGAGUGUGACAGAAAUUCAGAAUGCACGGGGUAUUGUGGAUGUCCUUUCAGAAAUGAUAAAUGCAUUAGAUCCUGCAAACAAAGAGGGACUUAAGCAGGAGGUGAUUAUUGACUUAGUGGAGCAGUGCCGUGCCUACAAGCAAAGAGUUGUACACCUUGUUAAUUCAACAACGGAUGAAUCACUCUUAUGUCAAGGUUUAGCAUUGAAUGAUGAUUUGCAGCGUAUACUGGCAAAGCAUGAAGCGAUAGCUUCAGGAACUUAUCAAGCAGACAAAUCUAAGCCUGAAGCUGCAAGAGAACUUGUGAAUAGCACUGGUGGCCUAGUUGAUACCGUGGGCAACAGCAAACAGUCUGAGAGAAGAUCUAUCUCCAACACAAAUUCUCAAGCCCCUGCAACUAACGGUUCAACUCCUCCGGCACCAGUAAAUCCCAAAAUGGACCUUCUUAGUGGUGAUGACUACAAUAUGCCGAAGGCAGAUGAUUCACUUGCCCUUGUUCCUGUGGGAGAACCACAACAAAAUACUCCUGCGUCAUCACAGCAAAUGGCCCUCGUACUCUUUGAUAUGUUUCCUAACAGUAACAACACUUCUAAUUCUGUAAACACCCAAUCUUCAGGUUUGUCCGGACCACUAUAUCCUUUGGCUCCUCAAAUUCAGCAGCAGAACAUUUUGGCUCCUCAAAUUCAGCAGCAAAAUGGAAAUGCACCAAACAUCAGGUUACCUCGAUAUGAGCAAUCAUUUGCUCAGGGCUCAGGUCCUGCCUGGAACAAUCAGCUGGUUCAGCAGCAGCAGCAACAGCAGUCCCCGUCACCCGUCUAUGGUGCCCCGAGUAGUAGCUCACUACCACCGCCACCCUGGGAAGCAUCAGCGGCAGACCCUGGCCCAGUCACAGUUCCUCAGUUUCCCCAGCCACUGGUUACUCAAGUUGUUGCAACACACGGCCAACCUCCCUUAGGACCUCAACCUAUGGGAAGUGAACAAGUGGUGGGUAUAUACAUUCAGCCAAUCACAACCAGUCAUUUAUCGGCAGUUAAUAAUCAGCAACAGCCUGCUGUUUUCCCUCCCCAACAAGUCCAGGGACCGCAAUAUAAUAUCAGCAUGGUUCCACCACAAAUGGCAGUAGUUCCCCAGGCAAUGGCUCCAGUGUAUCCUCCUCAACAAAUGUAUGGUGGCCACCAAACAGUACCAUAUUGCAGCGGUUAUGGUGAACAACAACAAUAUCUUGAUCAGCAAAUGUAUGGGCUAUCCAUCAGAGACGACAAUGGUUCCACUUCAUCUUACAACCCACCAACCAGGCCUUCAAAACCAGAGGAUAGGCUAUUUGGAGACCUGGUUGACAUGGCCAAAAUUAAAUCAACAAAAACCAAUCCCGCAAGAUCUCGUACUGGUAGUAUGUGAAUCAUCAAUUUUUUUUUGUUACAUAUUUUUUGGUGACUAACUUGUAUACCUUUUUCUUGAAUAUGUAUAUAUUUUACUUUUCUAUUAAA